GCUUGUAAAACUAAUGUUGGCUUGAGGAACAUAUUAUGCUCAGUCCAAAAAGCAGAGAAAGGUUGGUGGCAAAGACUACAAAAGUCGGAAGAAAAACCUGCUCCUUACCUUAAGGUUGAUUGGAACAAAUGGUGUGAUGAAGAUGAGGAGGAGUCAACUGAUUCUGAUCCAGCCUAUGAUGAGGAUGAUGUAGUGUACACUGGUGAACAUGAUGGAAGCAGUGACGACGAAGGAAUGCUUUAUCUUCCAGACUUGGAGAAGGCAAGAGGAGCUAUCAAAGACUGA
Ilex paraguariensis (yerba mate) is the source of this 285-nucleotide messenger RNA. Lineage: Eukaryota; Viridiplantae; Streptophyta; Magnoliopsida; Aquifoliales; Aquifoliaceae. The record is from the annotation of a GenBank genome assembly.